AUGAGUACUCCAUUUGGUUUAGAUUUUGGUAACAACAACUCUGUUUUAGCUGUCGCUAGAAACAGAGGUAUUGAUGUCGUCGUCAAUGAAGUUUCUAACCGUGCCACUCCAUCUUUGGUUGGUUUUGGUAUGAAGAACAGAUUCUUGGGUGAAGCUGGUAAGAACAAGCAAACCUCUAACAUCAAGAACACUGUUGAAAACAUCAAGAGAAUCGUUGGUCUAGACUACGAACAUCCAGAUUUCGAACAAGAAGCUCAACAUUUCUCCACCAAGUUGGUUAAGUUGGAAGAUGGUAAAAUUGGUAGUGAAGUUAGAUUUGUUGGUAAGAAUGAAACUUUCAACGCUACUCAAUUGGCUGCUAUGUUCAUCGACAAAGUCAAGAACACUGUCAUUGAUGAAACUAAAUCAACCAUCACCGAUGUUUGUAUUGCUGUCCCAUGUUGGUACACUGAAGAACAACGUUACACUAUUUCUGACGCCGCUAGAAUCGCAGGUUUGAAGCCAGUUAGAAUCGUUAACGAUGUUACUGCUGCCGUCGUCUCUUAUGGUAUCUUCAAGACUGAUUUACCAGAAGGUGAAGAAAAACCAAGAAUCGUCGCUUUCGUCGAUAUUGGUCACUCCACUUACACCUGUUCCAUUGCUUCUUUCAAGAAGGGUUCUUCUAAGAUCUUGGGUACUGCUUACGACAAACAUUUCGGUGGUAGAGAUUUUGACCGUGCUAUCACUGAACAUUUCGCUGAUGAAUUCAAAGGUAAGUACAAGAUUGACAUUAGAGAAAAUCCAAAGGCUUACAACAGAGUUUUAUCUGCUGCUGAAAAGUUGAAGAAGGUUUUGUCCGCUAACACUGCUGCUCCAAUGUCCAUCGAAUCUGUUAUGAACGAUGUCGAUGUCUCUUCUCAAAUGACCCGUGACGAAUUAGAAGCAUUAGUUAAACCAUUGUUGGAACGUGUCACUGAACCAGUCACCAAGGCUUUAGCCCAAGCUAACUUGACUCCAGAAGAUGUUGACUUCGUCGAAAUUAUUGGUGGUACUACCCGUAUCCCAACCUUGAAGGAAUCUAUCUCCAACGCCUUCGGUAAAGAAUUGUCUACUACUUUGAACCAAGAUGAAGCUAUUGCUAAAGGUGCUGCUUUCAUCUGUGCCAUGCACUCCCCAACUGUUAGAGUUAGACCAUUCAAAUUUGAAGACAUCCACCCAUACUCUGUUUCUUACAGCUGGGACAAACAAGUUGAAGAUGAAGAAUCUAUGGAAGUCUUCCCAAAGAACUCUACUUACCCAUCUUCUAAGAUUAUCACUUUGAACCGUACCGGUGACUUCUCCAUGAAGGCUUUCUACACCAACAAAGAAGAAUUAGUUGAAGGUAUUUCUACUGACAUUGCUGAAUACACUAUCUCAGGUGUCCAAGUUCCAGAAGGUGCUGAAUCUGUCCCAGUUAAGGUUGUUUUGAGAUGUGACCCAUCCGGGUUCCACAUCAUCCAAGAAGCUUACACCGUUGAAGACAUCACUGUUAAAGAAGCUUUGCCAUUGCCAGAAGAUGCUCCAGAAGAUGCUGAACCAGAAUACAAAGAAGUCACCAAGACUGUCAAGAAAGAUGAUUUGACUAUCACUGAAAAGACAUUUGCUCUAUCCGAAGACAAAUUGAGAGAAUACACUGAAAAAGAAGCUGAAUUACAUGCUCAAGAUAAAUUGGUUGCUGAAACUGAAGAUCGUAAGAAUACUUUGGAAGAAUACAUUUACUCUUUGCGUUCUAAGAUCGAAGAAGAAUACGCUAACUUUGCUUCUGAUGCUGAAAAGUCAAGAUUAUCUGAAAUGUUGAAUAAAGCUGAAGAAUGGUUAUACGACGAUGGUUACGAUUCCACAAAGGCUAAGUACAUUGCCAAAUACGAAGAAUUGGCAUCCUUAGGUAACAUGAUUAGAGGUAGAUUCUUGGCCAAGCAAGAAGAAUUGAAACAAGCUUUGAAAUCUAAGUCUGAAGCCUCUAGAAUGGCUGAAUUAGCUCAAAAGUUAGCAGCUGACAGAAAGGCUGAAGCUGAAAAAGAAGCUGAAGCUUAA
Vanderwaltozyma polyspora DSM 70294 is the source of this 2052-nucleotide messenger RNA. It is a transcript of the gene SSE1, whose product is annotated as adenyl-nucleotide exchange factor SSE1. Gene Ontology annotation, biological process: protein folding. Gene Ontology annotation, cellular component: cytosol; nucleus. NCBI's taxonomy places the organism in Eukaryota, Fungi, Ascomycota, Saccharomycetes, Saccharomycetales, Saccharomycetaceae. Gene Ontology annotation, molecular function: ATP-dependent protein folding chaperone; ATP binding. The transcript has a single exon. The coding region runs from base 1 to 2052 and encodes 683 amino acids. The record is from RefSeq and is a predicted model, not a curated record.